GGAUCAUGCUCCUCUCUUCCAACUCGAGCUCGCGGCUCUCUUGGGUGAGCGCGCACGAGUGGCAGCACCACGAGACCAAGCAAUCGCCACAGGUUCCACCCUCGAUCCUAUACCUGCUCCUCGUCUUUUCGCGGUUUCCGAUUUGGAGGAUCCAUCCGGCACCCAAGCAGGCGGUCAAGAGACAGUGGAGCAUGCAGUCGCUACCACAGGAUUCACCGCCGUCGGGGUGGGGGUAUCCUUGGGUUUCCAUGUGUUGAAGACGGGUCUUGUUCUGGCUGAACACGAUGCAUGGGCACCAAGCGGCGACGAUGCCUACGAGACAAAAAGAGGUGAGGCAGUCACCAAAGCAGCUGCAGAGACCGUUACUCCAUUCACGUUCGCCCUUGCUGUCGAAUGGAAUGUUUUUGACGUUGCGGUUACCACCACCGCUCAUGGUCAUGCCUGGGGUCGCGGUGGGUUGCUGGUAGACACCAGGAGUGCCACCGGGGGUGCUGUACUGCUGCUACAAAUCACAAAGACGCAGAGUCAGCCCAGAGUGUCCAUAAGAUUCCUCCUCGCGCUAGGCCAUGCGGGAGUCGCUCGCCGACACGCCAAGCCCGAAAGGCCAGUAAAGUAUAGAGAGAUAGGGGGGAGAGGCCAAAGAGUGGGAGGGGGGAACUUUUUAGCUGGAGAGACAACGAGGGUCGAGCGGAGUGCUUUAUAUGUCUGCCCGAGGGCCCAACGAACAAGAUUAGCGCUGACCUCGGCGGGAGCAAGGGCUAGGCGAUACGACGGCACUGCUUAUCGACGAAUUUGUCUCAGAGUUGCCACUCACGGCUCGCCGGUGAGCGUGUGA
Molecule: messenger RNA, 835 nt
Organism: Acaulospora colombiana
Lineage: Eukaryota; Fungi; Glomeromycota; Glomeromycetes; Diversisporales; Acaulosporaceae
Source: the annotation of a GenBank genome assembly